Molecule: messenger RNA, 721 nt
Organism: Brassica oleracea var. oleracea
Lineage: Eukaryota; Viridiplantae; Streptophyta; Magnoliopsida; Brassicales; Brassicaceae
Product: mitochondrial import inner membrane translocase subunit TIM23-1
Biological process (GO): protein import into mitochondrial matrix
Cellular component (GO): TIM23 mitochondrial import inner membrane translocase complex; mitochondrial inner membrane
Molecular function (GO): transmembrane protein transporter activity
Source: RefSeq, a predicted model, not a curated record
AUGGCGACAAAUCAUAGCUCCGAUGACGAAAGCACGCGCCUUUACCAUCCUUACCAGAGCUACGAGCUCCCCAUCAAAGCCCAGCACCUUUACAAGCUCCCCACUUCCCCCGAGUACCUCUUCACGGAAGAGUCCCUCAAAAAGCGUCGAUCUUGGGGAGAGAAUCUCACUUUCUACGCAGGAACCUGUUACCUCGGCGGGUCCGUAGCCGGAGCUGCAGCUGGAGUUAUCUCCGGUGUCAAGAGCUUCGAGUACGGAGACACGACUAAGCUGAAGAUCAACAGGAUUCUGAACUCGUCUGGUCACACGGGUCGCUCGUUGGGUUGCAGGAUCGGGGCGGCUGGGCUGAUCUACGCGGGGAUUGAGAGUGGCGUCGUGGCGUAUACGGAUAGGGAUGAUGUGUGGACUAGCGUGGUGGCGGGUUUGGGAACUGGGGCGGUGUUUAGGGCGGCGCGAGGGGUGAGGUCUGCGGCUGUGGCUGGUGCUCUUGGAGGAAUGGUGGCUGGUGGGGUUGUGGCGGGGAAGCAAGUUUUGAAGCGGUAUGCUCACAUUUGAAGAAGAAGGAGUGGUCUUUAGGAGCAGACAGGCGUUUGGGGAUCAUAAAGAUCGUAGCUUUGUCGGUUUCUAGAGUAGUAUUCUGGAUUUCAUGUAGCAUACCUAAAUGGCCUGUGAACCUUUUUAGUUAUAUUUAAUGAUAAGUUUUACCGUUUGGUAUCUUCUA